UAUUAAUCGAGCGGUUACUCGGCAAUCGACGAAGGAAAAAACCUUUCACUUGGAUCAUCUUCCUACGCGAUAGGGAAACUUUACGUCACAAAUUCACUUACGAAUGAUAGUGUAAUGUUGUGACGAGGUUAUAAACUUGAUAUUUAGAAUAUGUGACUGCGUGAAACAACGGGUAUUAUAUCCUCGUGAUACUUGAUGAAAUCAAAAUAUCAGCGUCGCGCAAUUCGUCGUACAGAGCAUUGUGCGUGAUUUUGUCAAAUUCCAGAAUCCAUCCUUGAAACGCGGUGCCUCGCUUUACUGCACUAUUUUUAUCUGCCUCUGAGCUUUUUUAUUCACGCGUAUUUCUCCUGUUGCGUAUUUUCGCCGAAUAUUUUAGCUAUCUUUGUAGCAGUUACGUAAUUUCCAACGUGAAUAAUCCCGGUACAAUGACCGAGAACGAAGUGAAUGAAGCUCGACUGCUUCAUGCAUAUACUAGACGCUGAUAUAUCGGAAUUUUAUCAGAGCAUGACAAUGUGGUAUAGAGAGGUAAUGAAUGCUAAUAACAACAAUGGAAAUAUCCGCUAUAGAUUGUGGUAAGGAACAGCAUUAUCAACCAAGAGACAUGUCGGAUUCAUCCCAAUACCUUUACGGCCAUCCGCCUCCUGAUAUUAUGCCGAAAGGACUUCCGAACAAUGGCAUAGGAGGAAGAUUACGCCAACUAGAAGGUCUAUUUAUCGGUGGUCCUGUCCAAGGUGGACGAGUAGGCCAUACUAUUUCGAUCGAAACACUUAUCGAUGUUUUGCUCGUGUUGUAUGACGAAUGCUGCAAUUCUUCAUUACGUCGUGAAAAAACUGUUUCUGAUUUUAUUGAGUUUGUAAAACCAAUAGCUUCAUGCAUAAAGAGAUUGCAAUUGACACGAGAAGACUUUGAAAUCGUUAAGGUUAUCGGUAGAGGUGCUUUCGGAGAAGUAUGCGUCGUAAGAAUGCGAGGCUCCGACAAAGUGUUUGCAAUGAAGAUUUUGAACAAAUGGGAAAUGUUGAAGCGUGCUGAAACCGCGUGCUUUAGAGAAGAGAGGGAUGUACUAGUAUAUGGUGAUCGCAGAUGGAUUACAAACCUACAUUAUGCCUUUCAAGAUGACAAUAACUUGUAUUUGGUCAUGGACUACUAUUGUGGUGGAGACCUGUUGACGUUAUUGAGCAAGUUUGAGGAUCGUCUCCCUGAGGAUAUGGCUCGAUUCUACAUAGCAGAAAUGGUGCUAGCUAUAGGUUCUAUACAUGACUUGCGCUAUGUACAUCGUGACAUUAAACCCGAUAAUGUUUUACUGGAUGCGAAUGGUCAUAUCAGAUUAGCUGACUUUGGCUCCUGUUUACGAUUAUUCGAAGAUGGGACGGUACAAAGCAACGUCGCUGUUGGUACACCGGACUAUAUUUCACCCGAAAUAUUGAGAGCGAUGGAGGAUGGUCAAGGACAGUAUGGUCCUGAAUGCGAUUGGUGGUCUCUUGGAGUAUGCAUGUACGAAAUGCUCUACGGUGAAACUCCUUUUUAUGCAGAAUCUCUAGUCGAAACUUAUGGAAAGAUAAUGAAUCACAAGAAUUGUUUUGACUUUCCUACGGACGUUAUGUACGAUGUUUCUGAAGAAGCCAAAGAUCUGAUGCGGAAGUUAAUUUGCAGCUCUGAAUUUAGAUUAGGCCAAAAUGGAAUUGAUGACUUUAAGAAGCAUCCUUGGUUCGACGGAGUCGAUUGGGAUACACUCAGAGAUAGCACUGCGCCGUACAUUCCUGAAGUUUCAUCGCCCAGUGACACGUCAAACUUUGACGUUGAUGAUACGGAUGUUCGCACUUCCGAUGCUGUACCGCCAGCAGCAAAUUCUGCCUUCUCCGCGCUUCAUCUACCAUUUGUCGGUUUCAGUUUUACACAAGGAAGUUGCAUAUCGGAUCUGGGUUUUAUAACCCAGACAGAUAAACGUGUGCAAUUACUGGAGGAAGAAAAUGCACGACUGAUGCAAACUAUCGACGACAUGAAAAAUCAUAAGGGUAUAAGUCAUUCUUCACCCGGUAUCUCACCAGAUUCUAAUAAUGCAACUAGAAAGCUCCAGGAUGAAAUAAAUACACUCACAAAACGCAAUUGUGAGUUGGAGUCACAGUUGAAAUCUAUGGAUGUUCCACGAGAAUUGCGAACUUUGGAUAACGGAGACAUGACGAAAUUCCGGGAAUUGGAAAAAUUAGUUCGUUGUUUACGCUUGGAGAAGGAAGAAGCUGUUAAAGACAAAUUAGAUGCACAGGAAAAACUGAAGCUUCAAGACAAGGAAUUAAAAGAUGCGCUCACGCAACGUAAACUCGCUAUGACGGAAUAUACAGAAGUGUCGGAUAAGUUAUCCGAGCUGAGACAACAAAAGCAAAAAUUAUCGAGGCAAGUCCGAGACAAAGAAGAAGAAUUGGAAGUUGCAAUGCAGAAAGUCGAUACUUUACGCCACGAUAUUAGAAAAGCCGAGAAGCUGCGUAGAGAGCUGGAGAAUAGGAUUGAUGAAGCGAUGGCGGAAACCAGCAAAGAAAGGAAAUUACGGGAGCGCAGCGAGGAAUAUUGCAAGCAAAUGCAGGAGGAAACGGAGAAAAUCAGACAACGUUCUCUUGGAAACGACGCUAGUGCGAAUCACGCCUUAGCGACUCAGGAGAUUAAUAGGUUAAAAGCGGAAGUUGAAAAACUUGAGGUUCAAUAUAACGAAAACUUAAAUCAACAACAAGGCAGAUUUAAUCUUGAGAUUCGGAGUCUGCAAGAACAAUUACACGAAGCGGACACUAGACGAGAAUUAUUAGAGAGAGAAGUGCAACUCACAAAGGAGAAGUUGGAUGCUGCGAGAUUAGAAAAUAUCACCGAUAGCGAAGAAACUAUAAACGAAUUAAACAGACGUCACGAGAGAGAAAAGAUAAUGCUGGUUGAGGAGAACAAGAAGCUUGUAUUAGAGCUCGGUGCCCUUACUGACAGCGUUAAUAGAUUACAAGGUGAAAGAAGACAACUGGAAGACGAAUACGAAGAGUUGAGGAAUAAGAAGGAAGCCAUCGCGCAAUGGGAAGCACAGAUUACUGAAAUUAUUCAAUGGGUAUCGGAUGAGAAGGAUGCUCGUGGAUACUUGCAGGCCUUGGCUACAAAAAUGACGGAAGAAUUGGAAUUCCUAAAACACUCUGGCGGAGUGAGCGGCGUUGGAAGUGGCACCACUAUGGCGGAUAAAAACUGGCGAAAUCGUCGAUCGCAAAAACUCGAUAAAAUGGAGCUUCUGAAUUUACAGAGCUCUUUGCAGAAUGAGAUACAAGCGAAGCAAGCGAUCUCGGAAGAACUCACCAAGACUCGUUCAGAUUUGAUAGCUGCACAAAAGGAAUUGAGGGACCUUAAGCAGCGAUUAGACACCAUGUCGCAUGAAUUGAAGCGGAAAGAUAUACAAGUAAAAGAACUACAAGCGCGUCUUGACACCGGGGAUGGCUUUCUAGAACGUCCUACAUCACAGAUGUCAUAUCUCGAGCACUUUCUUAAAGAAACAACAAGUAGUACGCGUCAUGGAAGUGUCGACAGCGUAGAAGGUGAUAUCGAGGACAAUCGUGCACCUAGUAUUACGAGCAGCAAAAGUAAUUUGUCUGAACUUAGUAUCGAUCCAACAUCGCCGUUAUCCCAUGAACUUUUGAACAAGUCCGCAUCUACUCACGGACAAACCAAUUUGCAACCAAAGCCUAAAUCACAUCAAUUUCUCGUGCGGACAUUUUCAGCGCCUACAAAGUGUAAUCACUGCACGUCUUUAAUGGUUGGAUUAACGAGGCAAGGAGUUGUAUGCGAAGUGUGCGGCUUCGCAUGUCAUAUGCCUUGUUGCGAUAAAGUACCUUCAAUGUGUCCUGUACCCCAUGAUCAAACUAAACGGCCGUUGGGGAUCGAUCCUACACGUGGUAUAGGUACUGCAUACGAAGGAUAUGUCAAAGUGCCAAAAAUGGGUGGUGUUAAAAAAGGCUGGGUGCGUCAAUUCGUCGUAGUUUGCGACUUUAAAUUGUUUCUCUAUGAUAUUUCGCCGGAUCGCAAUGCUUUGCCAUCUGUGUAUGUUUCGCAAGUUCUGGAUAUGCGAGACGAAGAAUUCAGCGUCAGCUCCGUUCGCGAUUCUGAUGUAAUACACGCUACGAAGAAGGACAUUCCGUGUAUAUUUAGGAUAACGACGUCGCUAUUGGAGCCUCCUGGAUUGAGAAAUCAUACAUUAAUGUUGGCAGAUACGGAAAGCGAGAAGACAAAAUGGGUGGUAGCUUUAAGCGAACUUCAUAGAAUUUUAAAGAGGAACAAUCUUCCAAACACAACGAUUUUUCGAGCGAAAGAACUAUUGGAUAAUACCUUAGCAUUCAUUAAAAAUGUGAUGUCAGGAGCGAUUAUUGAUCCGGAUCGUCUAGUCAUUGGUACAGAAGAAGGUCUCUUCUGUUUAGAUUUAGAUCGUAGCGAAAUUGCAAGAGUCGGGGAAGGGAAAAAGAUAUAUCUUCUCGAAUAUGUUACGGAGGAACAAUUGAUUGUGGUAUUAAGCGGAAAACAACGUCAUGUACGGCUGGUUCCAGUACGUGCGUUGGAUGGAGACGAAGUCGAAUGGAUUAAAGUCGCGGAAACUAAAGGAUGUAUUACAUUAACAACAGGAGUGAUGCGUCGCAAUCCGCUUAAUUAUUGCUUAUGCGUUGCAAUAAAGAAGCAAAAUGCUUCGCAAAUCAUCAUCUAUGAAAUAACGCGUACGAAAACAAGGCAUAAACGUAUACGCGAGUUAAUGUUACCGUGUCACGCACAAACCUUGCAAGUUCUUUCCGAAGGUCGCUUAUGCGUUGGCUACCCAUCUGGUUUUUCUAUUUACAGCAUUCUAGGGGAUCAUCAUCCUGUCUCUUUGGUCCACGCUGAGAAUACGCUCUUAGGUUUUCUCACCUACAGUGCCGUGGAUGCCUUACGUUGCAUCGAGCUGGCACGCGGUGAAUUCUUGUUAGUCUUCCAUACAUUAGCGGUAUAUGUCGACAGUCAAGGAAGAAAGAGCCGAGAUCGAGAGAUAAUGUAUCCUGCAGUUCCUACAGCAGUUAGUUGUUGCGAAGGAUAUCUAUUAGUGUAUAGUGAGACUCAUAUCGAUGUAUUUGACUGUACAUCUGGGGACUGGUUGCAAACGCUUAAUGUGAAACGUGCCCGACCGUUAAAUAUCUCGGGCUCUCUUACGUCUUGUGUAAUCAAUGACAUGCCAUAUGUCAUUUAUCUUAGCAAUUUACAUCAACGGGAACUAUUAAAUUUGACUCCAUUAGACGCGAGCGGUAGACAAAUGACAAGGCCACGACGAAGAUUCUCACUAAGAGAAGGCAAUAGAGCCGUUCGUCCUACGGAUAGACGUUCAAAAAUGAUUUCCGCGCCGACAAAUUUCAAUCAUAUCAGUCACAUGGGUCCAGGCAAUGGGAUACAGAUACAGCGUUUAUUAGAUUUACCCACGACAUUAGAAACUGCUGAUCAACAACAUACGAGUCAUCACAGUAGUUCCCAUCUUCACAGUAGCCAGCAAAGACUAUAUGAUUCUACGCUUCAAACACCGAACAAACCAGCACCACUGCCUCCUAGGCAUCCCCCUUCCGAAACACGUCGCCUAAGCUCUCAUAUGUCAAGAAAUUCUGGAUAUUCGCCGCACAAUGGUUCGACUGCAUCACGAAGAGGCCCUGCACCACCACGACCUACUGCCACACCACCUUCUUUACCGCGCACUCCAGUCGAUCAAAUUGAUUCCGAAUCAAUACAUUUGCGUUCACAUACUCCACUCUCUCUUGGCAGUAUUGCAUCUUUACAUAACAAGGAACAUCCAUCUGGUGGUAGCCCUAGACACUCGAUAGCUUCGAACAAUAGUUCAAACCCAUCGACACCACCGAGCCCCGCUCACGAUCAUGGAUCAUCAUCGUAUGAUUCGUAAACUUGUUUAUCGAAGACCUAAAUAUACGGUAUGUACCUAGCGCAUACUUGCAAAACGAUCAACUAGACACACACAUCAUAUCUGUGCGUGCAUAAGAAUCCCUAUAAUAUAUGUAUAUAUGUUAAGCUCAUAUUUUUAUACAUUUUUACUACAUAUUUUUUCAUUCUUUGUCUGUUCUUCCAAUACACAAUUUUUAUGUCGCAACGCAUCACGUUGACUAAUAAGUAUUUUAUUUUAAAAACUAGAUUAUUCGGGAUUUAAUAUUAAAUUUGAGCCUAACAUAUAUAAUGAUAUAUUCAUAAUGUACUUGCGGAAACACACAAUACACUCAUACUUUGAAUUGGAAGGUUAUCUCGCGGUAUUGUCUUACCGUCGUGCAAUAUAACUACGCAUACUUAAUGUUAUACGGUAUAUGAGUCAAACAAGUAUCAUAAUUAUGUGCUUUAACGAGUUAUAUACAUUGGUGCGCCAUGCGAUUGUUCAUAUAUAAAUAAAUAUACAUGUACAUGUGUGUGUGUGUGUGUGUGCGUGCGCGCGCGCGCGCGCGUGUG
Messenger RNA from Linepithema humile (Argentine ant), 6468 nucleotides. RefSeq names its product serine/threonine-protein kinase gek (gene gek). Gene Ontology annotation, molecular function: protein serine/threonine kinase activity; ATP binding. Gene Ontology annotation, cellular component: cytoskeleton; cytoplasm. Gene Ontology annotation, biological process: peptidyl-threonine phosphorylation; actomyosin structure organization. Lineage: Eukaryota; Metazoa; Arthropoda; Insecta; Hymenoptera; Formicidae. The record is from RefSeq and is a predicted model, not a curated record.